Messenger RNA from Capsaspora owczarzaki ATCC 30864, 1920 nucleotides. RefSeq lists its product as hypothetical. Gene Ontology annotation, molecular function: pseudouridine synthase activity; RNA binding. The transcript has 2 exons. Gene Ontology annotation, cellular component: mitochondrion. Lineage: Eukaryota; Filasterea; Ministeriida; Capsasporidae. The record is from RefSeq and is a predicted model, not a curated record. The coding region runs from base 52 to 1872 and encodes 606 amino acids. Gene Ontology annotation, biological process: tRNA modification; mRNA pseudouridine synthesis.
GCAGCAGCAGCAGCAGCAGCAGCCAUCCCCAUCUGUGCUCCACUGACUUGCAUGACGCUGAAGCACCCAUCAGAGCACCAAGCCAUGCAGCGGACGAGCAGCAGUCGGCCGUCCACGCGCUUCUUCAGCCAAGACCGCCAUGCUUCUGCAGCUGCUCAAGCCGCAGUCCAAGCGACGCCAGCGACCCAAGCGACCCAGGCGACCCAGGCGACCCAGGCGACUCCAUCGACAGAGCCCACCAGUCAGAGUAAUCACACUCAGACAAGCACAGCACAGGAGCCAAGCGCCCAGCAGCCUCAAGCUCAGUCCCAAGCUCAGUCCCAAGCUCAACCUCAGACGCUCGUGUUCCGCGAGGGCGCCAAUCCGAGCUCCAUUGGCCAUGUCAUGGUCCCGAAUGUUGCCAAGUGGCGCAUCUACCCAAAGACGCCGCUGUGGGACGAGUGGAAGACCAUUCCGGUGAUUCAGAAGCUGAUCGACGGCCGCCCAGAUGCAUUCGCAGACGACCGCGUCGGAUUUCAGAACUUCCAAGCCCAGUCUGGCCACUGGAACGCUGAUCUCAAGACAAAGAGCAGAGUCGCAAGUCGAACCAACUUCCGGCACCAGCGGCUGGGGUCCAACCCGGUGCAUGGCAUUCUGGGCGUCGCAAAGCCGCCGGAAAUGCGUGCCUCCACCAUCGUCGAGAUGGUCAAGAAUACGCUCAACGCAAAGUGCGGACACGGUGGCGCGCUGGACAUGUUCGCCAGUGGUGUCAUGGUGCUUGCUGUUGGCAACCAGACUCCCGUGCUGCACGAUUACCUCAACCAUGUGCACAAGUCCUACUUGGCGGUCGGCGAGCUGGGCUACGUCACCGAUUCACUAGAUACCCACGGCAUCGUUCUGGAGACGCGCAACCACAAGCACGUGACAGAGGCGAUGCUGCGAGAGGCGCUGGGCAAGUUCCGCGGCAAUAUUAUCCAAGCCCCUCCAAGGUUUAGCGCCGUCAAGCUCCAAGGUAUGCGUCUGUCGUCUCACGCCCAAGCUUGGCGCGGAGAGUUUACUCGGAAAAUGGAACGCGAGCAGCAGCAGCAGCAGCAGCAGCAGCAGCAGCAGCAGCAGCAGCAACCGGAAGCGGACGAUUUCCGUCAGUACGAACUGAUUGACGAGGCAUCACAGCACUACCGCUUGAGCUCGCUCAGCGAGCUGGCAAAGACUUUUGUUCCCGCACAGCGCCCGGCCGUGUGCUACGCGUUGGAGCUCGUCGAAUUUGCGCCGCCGUACUUUGUCAUUUCCGCCCGCGUCGCUUCGGGCUUUUACAUUCGCUCGCUGAUUUCCGACAUUGGCCUUGCCGUCGGCUCGCUCGCAACUACAACCGAAAUUCUUCGAACCCAACAGGGAGACGUUCACAUUGCAGAGCCCCGCAUUGUGACCCGGUUGGAAGACCUGACAAAUUACGAUCUCUUGCUGGAGCGUCUGGCCAUGACCAGUCCCGCAAAGCUCAGCAAGCACGACCGCGUCGCCGGGGCCGGAAGCGGCGCCACGCCGGCUCGGCCAGCAGCUCCAGCCAGCCAUUCAACAGCACGGUCGGAAGCAACUUCCGAGCAUCGCCAAGCUCCAACUCCCACAUCCGCCACCGCCUCCGCUUCUGAUGAAGUCGCUGGAGGCAAGGUGACAAUUCCUCGACCCAGCAUUCUUGAGAGCAGCAGCAGUUUUGUCGACCGCGGCAACAAGGGCUUUAACAACAUUCGACGCGAAGGCAGCAAGGGUUCCGGCAACAAGGGCCCUGGCCACCUCCGGGACCCGCGGUUUUCGCAAGAGCUGGUUCAAAGCGCAUUGCGCACCCGGGCGGACCCCAAACCCAAAUCUGUUGGCAGUGAAGGAAACGGCAGUGAUUGAUAGGCCUCUGCUGUAGCUUUUGCCAUAAUAUACUGUACUUUUAAAUCG